Molecule: messenger RNA, 1306 nt
Organism: Lutra lutra (Eurasian river otter)
Lineage: Eukaryota; Metazoa; Chordata; Mammalia; Carnivora; Mustelidae
Gene: RP9
Product: RP9 pre-mRNA splicing factor
Exons: 6
Coding region: 142-873 (243 amino acids)
Biological process (GO): RNA splicing
Source: RefSeq, a predicted model, not a curated record
CGGGGACAGCGGGCCCUACCCGGGCGGGCGGCGAGAGGGGGCGCUGCGGGGCCGGCCGGUCGCGGCGUGGAGGAAGUGCCGUCUUCGCCGCCUCAGCCGCCUGAGGUGCGCCGCCGGGCCACCUCAGCCGCGCGGGCCGCGAUGUCGUCCCGGCCGGGGCGCGACGAUGCCGGGGCCGGGGGCGUGCGGCGGCCGCGGGAGCCGGCCGAGCAGGAGCUGCAGCGGCGCCGGGAGCAGAAGCGGCGGCGGCACGACGCGCAGCAGCUGCAGCAGCUCAAGCACCUGGAGUCCUUUUAUGAAAAACCUCCUCCUGGGCUUAUCAAGGAAGAUGAGACUAAGCCGGAAGACUGUAUACCAGAUGUACCAGGCAACGAACAUGCCAGGGAAUUUCUGGCUCACGCACCAACAAAAGGACUUUGGAUGCCACUGGGGAAAGAAGUCAAAGUUAUGCAGUGUGAGUACAGGAGAGUUGCAAGUAACACUCCUCCAUACACGCAAGUUAUACACCACUAUUUACAAAGUUGGCGUUGUAAACGGUAUGGUCACCGAACAGGCGACAAAGAAUGCCCUUUCUUUAUCAAAGGCAACCAAAAGUUAGAACAGUUCAGAGUAGCACAUGAAGAUCCCAUGUAUGACAUCAUACGAGAGAAUAAAAGACAUGAAAAGGAUGUAAGGAUACAGCAGUUGAAACAGUUACUGGAGGAUUCUACCUCUGAUGAGGAUGGAAGCAGCUCCAGUUCCUCAGCAAGUAAAGAGAAACACAAGAAAAAGAAGAAGAAAGAAAAGCAUAAGAAAAGGAAGAAGGAAAAGAAGAAGAAGAAGAAACGAAAGCAUAAGUCUUCCAAGUCAAAUGAGAGUUCAGACUCGGACUGAACAACAACUCGAAUGUUCAACAUUCUCUUCUCCCAAAUCAGACACUGCGGCCAAAGACCAGAGGCAUGCAAUCCGGGAGGACUAGGAGAGCGGGGUAUUUGGUGUCCUGCAUGUGAAUUCUCACCUGCCUUCCAGCAGAGAUGUGACCCCAGGAGGGUGAGUUGUACUGUCUCGGGCGCUAGCUCUGGACAGCGGCUGAUGUCAGGCAGGAGAGCCUUGUCCAGUGUCGUCCUCCCGCUGAUCCCUACAGUUUGUGAUUCCUUCAAGCUGCCUCUGCCAGGGUGGCCGGACCAAGGAAUGAGUCUCUGAGGACACUCCAGGUGCUGCUGCAGCCUUUCCUCCCCAGGGCGCUACUUAAUUCCCAGAGACUUCAGGUUUGACUUUCCUCUGUUGUCCAGGAUAAUAAAAGCUUGUUAUUUAUUUUUUAAAUGUA